Molecule: messenger RNA, 702 nt
Organism: Linum tenue
Lineage: Eukaryota; Viridiplantae; Streptophyta; Magnoliopsida; Malpighiales; Linaceae
Source: the annotation of a GenBank genome assembly
AUGGAAGGAUUAAGCGUGGUUGCAGCCAAUUUGAAAGUCUUCCUCCAGCCUUCGCAGAGCAAUAAUCUCACUCUAGCUAUCUUCCGCGAGCUCAGCGCGUUGCUCUUCAAGUACCAUGAUGAAUUCGACGGUGUCUUGUUAGCUUAUAAUGUUCAUGCUCCGGAGAAUAAGGGGCGAAUCCUUCCCGGUGUUCAUCCGUUCAUUGCUGUGAGACUAGAGGCUAAAUUGCUUGUCUUUUCGCCUAAGCCAGACAUGCUUUUAGAAGGGAAGGUGGUGAAAGUGGCUGAGGAGUCUAUUCAUGUCAUUGUUCUUGGUUUCUCGUCGGCUGUAAUAACAGAUGAAGAUAUCCGCAAUGAGUUUAAGUACAAGACGAAACACGGUCAGGGUUUGUAUGUCAACAGAUCUAACAAGCGCCAUGUGAUUAAGGCUGGAACUAUGAUUCGUUUUGUUGUCAAGAGUAUGAAUGAAGAGACACUCCACAUCUAUGGAUCAUUGAUCCCUGCUAACACUGGAAGCAUCAAGAUAUUGGAGAAAUCAUCAGAGCAUACCAACACAGAAAGCGUCACAAUCAACAGCACUCCCAAGAAAAGGAGAAGCAAAGAGCAAGGAGUGGCACAGAUCACAGAGCAUGGCAGCAUUGUCAAGGAUGCUCCUUCACAUAACAAUUAUGAUCGUGAAAUUAAGAAGCCGCGAAGAAGCUGA